Molecule: messenger RNA, 1374 nt
Organism: Babjeviella inositovora NRRL Y-12698
Lineage: Eukaryota; Fungi; Ascomycota; Pichiomycetes; Serinales
Gene: PDK2
Product: protein kinase
Exons: 2
Coding region: 1-1374 (457 amino acids)
Biological process (GO): protein phosphorylation; regulation of glucose metabolic process
Cellular component (GO): mitochondrion
Molecular function (GO): pyruvate dehydrogenase (acetyl-transferring) kinase activity
Source: RefSeq, a predicted model, not a curated record
AUGCUGUGGAAACUCUCCGAACCAAUGAAGAAGGAAAUCUACAAAUAUGCCAAGUUUCCGCAGACACCAGUGUCCUUACGACAGAUGGUGCAGUUUGGGCCGCGACCAAAUCCGGGGUCGCUCUUCCGGGCGUCGCAGUUCAUCGUGGAGGAGCUCCCAAUCAGACUUGCCCACAAGGUGAAAGACAUUGAAAAUUCACCAUCCAACUUGCGCGACUUCCCGUCAGUGUUGAAGGUGCGCGACUGGUACGCACAGUCGUUUGAGGAGCUUGUAUCGUUACCGAAGCCUGUCAUUGACGACAGUUUGAGGAAACUCAUCUUCAACAAGGGUGAGACCGACAACUUGCACCACCCAGCGGUCAAUGAAGAGCCGCCGGUGGAAUCCAGCGAGUAUAUCGACGACGGGAUGAUUGUGGGCAGACACCACCAAUCGCAGCACGCACCGUACGCGGAUCUCCUGAAGAAGUACUAUAACGCGGUGCCGCCGGAGUCGUUGAACUGCCAAGCAUGGCCCCAGACGGUGCACGAUUACAACACCGCCGUCACGGACACUUUGAAGAGGAUCAAAAAGAGGCACGACGCUACAGUGGCCACAAUGGCGCAGGGGGUGCUGGAGUGGAAGCUCUCGCGCGACCCUAAGCUGCUUGUGCAUCUGAAGAUCCAGAAUUUCUUGGAUCGCUUCUACAUGUCGCGGAUCGGGAUCCGGAUGUUGAUCGGACAGCACGUCGCGUUGAACGACUUGUCGCGCCACUCGUACAACAACGAGGACUACUGCGGGAUAAUAUGCACCAACUUGAACAUCCGGGAUGUCAUUGAGGACGGGAUCGAUAACGCGCUGUAUAUCUGCGACGAGCACUAUGGUCUUUUUUCGAACCAGGUCAAAAUCGAGGUCCAUUGCCUGAAGGACAUCUCCUUUAUGUACGUUCCGGGCCAUUUGAUUCACAUGAUCUUUGAGACAUUGAAAAACUCAUUGAGAGCUACGAUUGAGUUUCACACCAAGGAGCAGAUGGCCAACGACCCCGCCAUCACCUCCAUCGAAGAUGUCAAGUUCCCGCCAAUCAAGGUUAUUGUCAGUGAGGGCUACGAAGACAUCACCAUCAAGAUCUCCGACGAAGGUGGCGGGAUCCCGCGGUCGGAAAUUCCGUUGGUAUGGCAGUACUUGUACACCACCGUAGACGAGACGCCGUCGUUGAGCCAGGAGGGACAGCUGAACUUCAAGGCUCCGAUGGCCGGCUUUGGCUACGGGUUACCGAUUUCCCGGUUGUAUUCACGCUACUUUGGCGGCGAUUUGAAGUUGAUCAGUAUGGAGGGAUAUGGGACGGAUGUGUAUCUCCAUUUGAACAGAUUGAACAGCUCGUCCGAGCCGUUGCAAUAG